AUGUAUGGAGGAGCUCUUCCUGUUGCCAAGAGCAGGAAGACAAAGAGCAAAGCCUUAUCCAAGGAAGAAUACUUGGUAGAAGAAGCUCCAAGAAAACCUUCCAAGAGGUCUAAGAAAGCUGAUCAGAAUGAAGUUGCAGCACCCAAAACUAAGAGAGGUAAAACUGUCAAAACUGAAAGUUCUACUGUUUCUGUUUUUGAGGUAGUUAUUCAAAAGAAAAGAAACAGAGAGCCAGAGGUUCAAGAUGUUGCUAGGGAAGCUUCUCUUUGUGAAGAUGCCACCAGAAGGGAAUCUGCUCUCAGGCUAUCAGAAGCAAAAGAGCAAAGGGAGAGAGAAGCAUUCAGGAGCCUAAAAGCAGCAGGGUAUGAACUGGAUGCUGAGAAAGCUGCUGUGAUUGCUUCUUUAGCUGCUGAGAUUGAAGAAGAAACUGUUAAGGAAGGAGCUGCUUUGUUAAAGUAG
Molecule: messenger RNA, 459 nt
Organism: Medicago truncatula (barrel medic)
Lineage: Eukaryota; Viridiplantae; Streptophyta; Magnoliopsida; Fabales; Fabaceae
Product: 60S ribosomal protein L24-like
Exons: 2
Coding region: 1-459 (152 amino acids)
Source: RefSeq, a predicted model, not a curated record